GCAAGAACAGAACUCAAAUCAAAUUGCACAACUGAAUUUUGAAGUAGACAGAAAACCAGAACCGCCGCCGCCGCCCGCCCGCCCGUCCCGCGCCUUUGCUCCGACUGUCGGAGCUUCCGUCUCCGUCAAGAAGGCAGCAAUCUCGUCUCUCAGCUCCGGCCUUCACAGAGGGCUGAAGUGAAGGGGAAAUGGCAACCAAACUCAAGAAGCCUAGCAAAAUUCUUAACCCCAACUGGACUCAGCUUCAGGAGAGGCUGAAAAUCAAUGGCUCCGAGAAUAAUUUUUCCAAGCACUCAAAUAAGUCGAACACAGAAACGUCGAAAAGCAUAUUAGGGAAGCGGAAGGAGAGGUCGAAUGAGGAGCCACAAGCUCCAAAACCAAAUCCGUUGAUUCCUGUUUCAUCUGACUGCAGUCUCACAGAUACGGUUGCUAUGGAUUGUGAAAUGGUUGGUGUUAGCUCACUGGGAAACAAGAGUGCUCUUGGACGAGUUACGCUGGUAAACAAAUGGGGAAAUGUUGUGUAUGACGAGUAUGUACGCCCACUGGAAUAUGUUGUUGAUUUCCGUACUGAAAUAAGUGGGAUUCGGCCGCGUGACUUGAAAAAGGCUAAAGAUUUCAAUGUUGUUCAAAAGAAAGUAGCAGAGAUGGUCGAGGGCAAGAUCCUUGUAGGUCAUGCGCUGCACAAUGAUCUUAAGGCAUUGCUGUUGACACAUCCAAAGAAGGAUAUACGAGAUACAGCCCAAUAUGCUCCAUUUCUGAAGGAAGGACGGAGUCGCUCCUUGAAGCACCUUGCGGCUGAAUUUCUCAGUGUUGAUAUUCAAAACGGCGAGCACUGUCCGGUCGAAGAUGCCCGGGCAGCGAUGAUACUUUACCAGAGAAACAGGAAACAAUGGGAGAAGAGCGCCAAGGAUUUCAAGAGACUCAAGGAAAAACAGAAGAAACGGAAGCCCAAAAAGAAGAAAUUUACAGAAGGGUAAAAGCUCAAACUCAUUCAUUAAUCAGAAAGUUAGAAAUUAUUAUCUCAUUAUACCAAAUAAUCUUCCUGGACGAUGGAAAUGUCUUUGGUGGUGUUGUAUCUUUUAUUUUACUUAUUUAUUCUUAUUCACAUCCAAGAUUAUUCUAAUCAACAUACAUAUUUAUGUUAUUUAAUUUAAAGUUAUUUAAUUUUAUGUGGAAUAGUACA
This is a messenger RNA of Salvia hispanica, 1183 nucleotides long. RefSeq names its product Polynucleotidyl transferase, ribonuclease H-like superfamily protein. Gene Ontology annotation, cellular component: nucleus. The record is from RefSeq and is a predicted model, not a curated record. Lineage: Eukaryota; Viridiplantae; Streptophyta; Magnoliopsida; Lamiales; Lamiaceae. Gene Ontology annotation, molecular function: 3'-5' exonuclease activity; nucleic acid binding. Gene Ontology annotation, biological process: rRNA processing.